GACACGUGUAUCUCCCGCAGACGACUAACAGCCGAGUACCAGACGUUAUGUAUGCAGCUCCAUCGAGCUUCAUCAGUCAAGCAGGCAUGUGCACGCCCGCCACUUCAACAUUUGAAGCACAAACUGCUCCGGAACCGUGCCAUACAGCAACGCGACAAGUACUACCGAAGCUCUCAUUGCAAGGUCAACGUCUACCAAACAGCACCGGUCAACCGCUGUGGCAGUUCUUGUUAGAGCUCUUGAACAAUGAGCGAUGCAGGUCGAUUAUCAGCUGGACUGGUAGUGGAACGGAGUUCGAGUUGAAGGACCACGAUGCUCUAGCCAGAGAAUGGGGAAUCAGAAAGAGAAAGCCCAACAUGACUUAUGACAAACUAAGCCGUGCGCUUCGAUAUUAUUACACCAAGAAUAUAAUUGAGAAAGUGCCAGGCAAGAGACACGUCUACAAGUUCAUAAUGCCUCCAGAAACGACACACACGCUGCACUAUAACUGUGAGAGUCCUAUCAGCAGUCAUGGUAGUAACAGCAGUGCUACACCGAGUCCAACCGUGACGAGCACUAUUCAAGCCCCACAGUUCUUCACCCACCAAACGACCGUUGCCACUCUUUCUGAUACACAAACAGAGACGAUACUGGCAGAACUAGAGCAAACACUUCUUGAGGGGACGAUGCCGGUGACCGCACCAGUGACGAUGACAGUGACUGUACCGACUCACAACUACCAGCAACCGAGGCCGGCACCGCCUACGCUCCAAGCCCUCGGAUACCCACCCACACAACAUGCCGAGCAUGCGUACCCGGGAACGAUCGAUUAUUGCCCCUAUAGGACACACUGACUCCGGAUUGUAUCUCAACAGAUCUGUAGAGCAGCAUCUAACUUUUACACUACGUAACUGCUAACUUAUUGACACGUUGCUACAGGUAGCAAUAUUGUCGGUUUUUUGAUAGUACAGUAGCCUAGCAACCGACUAACUAUAGUGUAGUUCUGUGCUAUGACGUCACAUUCCUUCUUCCUUCCGCUCUAAUAGCUAUCACUACCUAUUUGAGACGCGUUGAUCACAUAAUUUUUACGUGAACAACAUGAACUUCGGUAUCAAAAACCAAUAUAAAUAAA
Molecule: messenger RNA, 1111 nt
Organism: Corticium candelabrum
Lineage: Eukaryota; Metazoa; Porifera; Homoscleromorpha; Homosclerophorida; Plakinidae
Product: ETS domain-containing transcription factor ets-5-like
Exons: 3
Coding region: 48-833 (261 amino acids)
Biological process (GO): cell differentiation; regulation of transcription by RNA polymerase II
Cellular component (GO): nucleus
Molecular function (GO): sequence-specific DNA binding; DNA-binding transcription factor activity, RNA polymerase II-specific
Source: RefSeq, a predicted model, not a curated record